AUGUUCGUCCGGUUUUCUGCUGGUUUCAUCCGAACCAGGAGCCCCUGGAGCAACAUGCCGAAGGGCAAGUUUUAUUACGCUGUCAGGAAGGGAUUCAAACCAGGCGUCUACACAUCAUGGGAUGACUGUAAGAGUCAAGUGGAUAAAUAUCCAGCUGCAUCCUUCAAGAAGUUUGGAUCAGAACCAGAUGCUUGGGCAUUUGUCAGAGGUGAAGCUCCGUGUGCAGUUCCAGGUGACACCACAGUGACUCAGUGUGCAGAGUCCGAUGUUUCCCUUCUUCCUAAACGAGGUCUGGAGCCUCUCCAGUACAUCCCACUGGGAAAGAAGAGGUGUCACUCAAAUGAGGGGGCGGAGCUUCAACUUAAACAAGUGAAACUGGAAGGAAAUUCUUUCUCAGAACACAAAGAUGGAUUCACAUACAUGGGCGAUGCUGUGGUCGUUUAUACCGAUGGGUGCUGCUCAGCUAAUGGACAGAUCGGAGCUCGAGCAGGGAUCGGAGUGUUCUGGGGUCACAACCACCCUCUAAAUGUUGCAGAGCGGCUGCAAGGUCGACAGACCAAUCAGAGAGCAGAGAUAAAGGCGGCCUGCAGAGCUCUGGACCAGGCCAAACAGAACAACAUCCAGAAACUGGUUCUUUACACCGACAGCAAGUUCACCAUCCACGGAGUGACCAACUGGGUGAAGAACUGGAAGCUGAAUGGAUGGAGGCUGAAGUCUGGAGGUCCCAUCACCAACAAAGAAGACUUUGUGGAGCUGGAUGGACUGAACUCAGAAGUGGAUGUGGUCUGGAUGCACAUCCCCGGUCACUCUGGUUACCGUGGUAACGAAGAAGCCGACCGCCUGUCCCGAGAAGGAGCCUCGAAGCCGCUGCACAUGGAGGAGGACUGA
This is a messenger RNA of Nematolebias whitei (Rio pearlfish), 888 nucleotides long. It is a transcript of the gene rnaseh1, whose product is annotated as ribonuclease H1. Gene Ontology annotation, molecular function: nucleic acid binding; RNA-DNA hybrid ribonuclease activity; magnesium ion binding. The transcript has 8 exons. Bases 1 to 888 code for a protein of 295 amino acids. The record is from RefSeq and is a predicted model, not a curated record. NCBI's taxonomy places the organism in Eukaryota, Metazoa, Chordata, Actinopteri, Cyprinodontiformes, Rivulidae. Gene Ontology annotation, biological process: DNA replication, removal of RNA primer.